AUUACCCUGGGUAGACAUUGAGAAAUAAGCAGGAAACCAAUAAUGAUCUGUUGUAAUUUAUAGCUUGAAAAAUGUGUGGAAAAACGUGACAGUAUAUUAAGGUAGAGUUAGUAUUGGCAACAGAUUAUUGGAAGCUUCACUGGAUGAACAUCUAAUGUAAUGUCAGAUUUGCUGAUCUGGCUGGAAACUCCGAGUAGAUAGAAGAUUGGACUGAGAGGAGGAAAAGAAGAUACAAAUUAAAACAAUUGAAAUAUAUAACAUUUUAUUAUAGUGUUCAGAGAGUUGAAAAAAAAUAAACAUACAUUUUUUUCAAAAGUACACUAUUUGGAACUUUUAUAAAGAAGUAUUGCUUAACACAAUAAAGGGCCAUAAAUAUGAAUAUGAUCAAGUAAAACUAAUUGUGAGCUUGUUUUAAAGAAAGAUAUCGAAGAUGUCAUCGGCCGGAAGCCAGUUUAUCUUGCUUCUGUGGAAAAACUGGAAAUUACAAAGGCGUAAAAUUUGUGUGACGAUCUUCGAGAUUAUUGUGCCGUUGUUUUUUCGCGCUCCUGCUGCUUAUCAUUCGGGCUCUGUCGAAGUCAAAGUUUGUAGAUACAGAUACAACGUUCAGUCCAUUUUUCCUGGAAGACAACUUGAUCACCAAUUCGAAAAGUGUUGUGUAUUACACACCGAUGAACACAUUUACGGAUAAAUUAAUCACUGAUGUUAAGAAUGUCAACAAUCUUACAAAUUUCACAUUUACUGGAUUUGCGAGCGAGGCGGCUAUGUUAACUGAAUGGGAAGAACAGCCAAACAACAAACUAUGGGCGGGAAUCGUGUUCACCUCUGACACCACAACGGCUUCUCCUACAGACCUGAAGUACACGCUACGUGUCACUUGGCGUAAUGGAAAGGCUGACGGCGAUCGCUGGAGGACGGAAUUAACAUACCCAUUCUUUCAGGCUUUUGGUCCGAGGAAUAAAGAAGGCACUGGCGGAGAGCCUUUCUACCACGACACUGGCUUCCUCACACUCCAGUACCUUAUCAACAAAGAAUUCAUCAAGUUGAAGAACUCCACGAGUGACAUUGGUACCGGCCUUAACGUGUCCAUGCAGAAGAUGCCCUACCCUCCAUACUUGGACGACGUGCUGGCCACUGUCCUUCAGUCUAACCUGCCCCUGUUCCUAGUGUUCAGUUUCAUACUGAACACCAUCCAGAUGGCGAUGAAUCUUGCGUACGAGAAAGAAAAGAAAUUGAAGGAGGCGAUGAAAAUGAUGGGCCUGAAGACGUCCAUGUACUGGAUCUCGUGGUUUGUGAAGAACCUCAUCUACCUGGUGUUGGUAAUCAUUGCCUACACCCUGAUCUUCAGCAUCAAGCUCCAGGAGAAGGGCAGGGUCAUCAACUACGCGGACAUGUCGCUGUUCUUCGUCUUCCUUCUGCUGUACAUCCUGGCUCUGAUUGCCUUCGCGUUCAUGGUCAGCACUUUCUUCUCAAAAGCGAACUCCGCAGCCUUUGCAGCGGGAAUUCUCUACUUCCUGACCUACUUUCCAUACUUUUUCCUGACUAAUAACUACGAGACGAUGUCCAAAGCAGAAAAGUAUGUUGCGUGCCUCUUGCAUAACCAGGCCAUGGCAUUCGGCAUUAAGUCCAUGCUGAUCUAUGAAGGCACAGGUGAAGGAGCACAGUGGAGCAAUUUUUACGAACCAGGAACGGUGGAUGACAACUUUGCACUGAUUGACGCCAUGGUGAUGCUUAUUGUUGAUACGGUACUCUACAUGCUGAUUGCCUGGUAUGUGGACAACAUCAACCCUGGGGAAGCCGGUAUCGCCCAACCCCCGUGGUUCCCAUUCCUGACAAAGUACUGGUGUGGAAAAAAGCCGUCGUAUUGGUGUGGGUCAAAGGUAAAUGACUCUGACAUGAUUAACGGACACCAAAAUGGAGCAGUCAUUAACCCCAAGAACUUCGAGCGUGACCCGCCUGACGCUAGGAUUGGCAUCAGUAUACGAAACUUACGAAAGAUGUUUGAUGGAGGCGUGUUUGACAGGUGUAAGAAAUCCUUCAAGGCUAAGGUUGCAGUGGAGAAUACGACCUUGAACAUGUUUGAAGGUCAAAUUACAUCUCUACUGGGACAUAACGGAGCUGGAAAGACUACAACCAUAUCAAUGCUAACUGGAUUCAUGUCCCCUACAAGUGGCUCUGCGAUCAUAAAUGGCUACGACAUACGUACGGACAUAGAAAAGGUGCGACAGAACCUGGGACUCUGCCCUCAACACAACAUCCUGUUUGAUCUACUCACGGUGGAGGAACAUCUCUACUUUUUUGCAAAGCUGAAGGGAUGCGAUACUAAAAGAGCGAAUAACGAAGUGCGGGAGAUGAUCAAAGUUCUGGGUAUGGAACACAAGAGGAACGCGUUAUCUAGCACACUGUCCGGGGGUCAGAAACGCAAACUGUCUGUGGGCAUAGCUCUGAUUGCUGGCUCCAAGGUGGUUAUUCUGGAUGAGCCCACAUCGGGUAUGGACCCUGCAGCGAGACGUCAGACAUGGGAGAUACUGCAGAAGUACCGAGAGGGUCGUAUCAUCAUCCUGACCACACACUUUAUGGACGAGGCAGACAUUCUGGGAGACCGGAUCGCCAUCAUGUCUGAUGGGGUUGUCAAAUGCUGUGGCACCUCAAUGUUCCUCAAGAAACUUUAUGGUGCGGGGUACCACAUGGUGAUAGUGAAAGGUCAGUCAUGCAACGUUGACAACCUGACAGCACUCGUAAAGUCUCGGAUCCCGUCAGCUCAGCUCAAGAGUCAGAUCAGUGCGGAGGUGACAUACGUUCUACCGUUCUCUGAGUCCAAGAAGUUUGAAGGGCUGUUCAAGGAGAUUGAGGCAAAAUUGAAAGAGCUGGGGGUGAAUAGCUUUGGUGUGUCCGCUACUACCAUGGAGGAGGUGUUCCUGAAGGUGGGUGAGGGAGUGGCAGAUGAAGAUGUGACGAUGCCUCAUCUCAAUGUCAACAACCCAAACUACCAAGAAGAAGCACUUCAGGAGAAGUCAACGUUGCUGCCCAAUAUAACCCCUGUAACCCCAGUGGAACAAAACACUAAGCCUGGCUCCCCAUCCUUCAGUUCUCUGUCAGGGCCCAAGAACGGCACUGCUGUGGGGUACCAGAACGUCUACAAUCCACCCCCAGAUACUGUUAUACACCUGAAGGAACCCAUUGUGAACUACAUCGCAUACAAUGAAGGCAUCCGAAGAAACACCGGGGCCGUGUACGCUUUCCAGCAGUUCUAUGGAAUGCUUGUCAAGAAAUUCAUCCAUGCAACACGAAACAUUGCCAUCGCAGUGGCCCAACUUCUGCUUCCGAUUAUUUUCACCAUCUUGGCCCUAUCUGUCGAAAAAGCAAUCCCAGAUGUUGGCGAUGACCCGGCCCUUGUGUUGAAUAUGAAUCCUUGGAAGCAAUACACCGUGCCCUACAGUAAGGGUGUCAACUCUGACCUUACCACCACCAGUUAUGCUGAUGCUUACAAGAGCUUGUUUGGAAACACAGAUCUUGUUGAUCGAACAACGUAUCCAACAUUCAAUGACUAUUUUAAGGCCGUUCAAGAAGAUCAAGGGAUUUCUACGUUCAACAGACGAUACAUAGUGGCAUCGGACUUUGACAAACAGGGAAGUCAAGUCAUGGCCACAGCACACUUCAAUGGUCAACCAUACCAUGGAAUCGCCAUAUCGCUGCAGUUCAUGAUGAACGGAAUCCUCCGAAAGUUUGACCCAACCUCAAACAUUGAGGUCACAAACCACCCUCUGCCGAAAAAAGAGUCUGACAACGUGCGGCGGAUUUUCUUUGCAACAAACGGCACAGCCUUCACAAUUGCUAUCUCAAUUCUCUUUGGAAUGGCUUUCAUGGCGACAAGUUUCAUCAUUUUCCUCAUCAAAGAACGAUCUGUUGGAGCGAAACACUUACAGGCAGUCAGUGGAGUGCGACCAUUCGCAUACUGGCUCUCGUGCUUUGUUUGGGACAUGUUCAAUUAUCUGGUACCCGUAUUCAUUAUAAUGAUCUUGUUUGCCAUUUUCGGAACAGAUGCGUACGUCAACGACGGUAGACUGGGUAUCGUGUUUUUGAUCUUCUUGCUUUACGGAUGGUCAGUUCUGCCGUUUGUUUACAUGCUGCAUUUCCUGUUCAACGUUCCUUCUACAGGGAUGGUGGCGGUCUCGAUGAUAAAUCUUCUGUCCGGUCUGAUAUUCCUGCUAGCGACCUACACCCUCAGCAUCCCCCUCCUGGGUACAGAAGCUAUCGGGAAGGCCCUGGAGAUCAUCUUCAUCAUCAUCUUCCCCAACUACGACCUUGGCCUGGCUCUGAUGGACAUGUACACUAACUCGGGCUAUAAAGACAUUUGUGGGCCCGUACGGGAAACCGUCUGCAAGUUAAUUGCUGCUGGACGAUCGAAUGCCACGAACCCUUGCUGCUUUCCAGAUUUCUGUGGUGAGGGUGACGAUACCACAUGUUUCACGUACUACGAUAAUUUCCUGCAAUGGGAGAAACCUGGCAUUGGCAGGGAGAUUCUUUUCAUGGCCAUCCAGGGCGUUGUGUUUUUCGCCAUUGUUCUGUUGGCUGAAUACGGGAUUCUUUCUCGCAUCAAGAAUGCAUUGACCGGCGGCAUGCGGGCCUCUGUGGGGUCACAGGUCAACCUUCAAGGUCAGGAGGAGGACAGUGACGUGGCUGCUGAGGCACGGAGGAUCAAUGCAAGCUCUGCACAGGAGCUUCAGAAGACUGACUCUCUCAUCCUGAAGAAUGUAGACAAGAUAUACGACACGGGUUUUCACGCGGUAAAGAACAUCUCCUGUGGGAUUCCAAAGAACGAGUGCUUUGGACUUCUGGGACAGAACGGGGCUGGGAAGACUUCUACUUUUAAAAUGCUCACGGGAGAUGAGGCUCUGACAUCAGGCAAUGCAUACCUGAAUCAAUACUCAGUGAAGAGUAACAUAAAGAAGGUCCAACAAAACCUGGGCUAUUGCCCGCAGUUUGACGCCCUGAUAGACCAGAUGACAGGCCGUGAGACGCUCUACAUGUACGCCAGGCUGCGAGGCAUCGAGGAGUCACAGAUCAGUGGCAUUGUGGAGCGACUGAUCAACAUCAUGAUGCUGCAGAAACACGCAGACAAAGAAACAGGGUUUUAUAGCGGUGGCAACAAGAGGAAGCUGAGCACAGCCAUAGCCCUAAUUGGGGACCCGCCGUUCAUUUUCCUGGAUGAGCCUACGACGGGUAUGGAUCCUGGUGCGCGCAGGCAGCUGUGGAACGUGCUCUCUGACGUGAGGGCCAGUGGGCGUACCCUCAUACUUACAUCUCACAGUAUGGAGGAAUGUGAUGCGCUGUGUACGAGGCUUGUCAUCAUGGUGAACGGCAGAUUUGUCUGCCUGGGCAGCCCCCAACAUCUCAAGAACAAGUUCGGUCACGGCUACACUUUGUUCUGCCGCAUGGGGCUGAAAGAUGGCGUUGUCAUCAGUAGCACCGAUUUAGUCAACCACUUGAAAGGGAUUUUCAAGGACCUGGAAGUCUUCGACACGAAUCAAGGCUAUGUGCAUUUCAGGAUACCGGACGACAAUGCGAAGUUGGCGCAAAUUUUUGGCGUGAUGGAGCAAGCUAAAGAGCAGUUUGAAGUUGACGACUAUUCGGUGCAUCAGACAACGUUGGAGCAAAUUUUCCUCACAUUUACUCAAAACCAAGUUGCGCCGAAGGAAAAGGACAAAAAGAAAUGUUGCAAAUCGUGUUGUUAAUUUAAAACAAAUACAGAGAGACCUUGUCUUGGUGCAGAAAUAUGACCUUAAGACUUGAUGAUAACACUUUGGAACAACAUAAAAAAUUGUAUAUAUAUUUAGCAGAAAUAAGUGUGCGUUUAUUGAUGUUCAGACUCUGAAAUGAUACCUUUUACUUUGAUGUGUUGGUACAGAAAACAAGAAGAACCAAUUUCAUGACAGUUAAACUUUCAAAUGUGUAUUGUUUAACAGUGAAUUUAGACAUGCUUUAUAUUGAUUUAAACAAAAACAAAUCAAUCAAAGCAUUCAAUUAAGCUAGUAACAUAAACCAAAAUUCAAUAUUAAUAUUUAUGUCAUAAUAUUAAUAUAUUCUGUCAGAAUACAGGCUGAAAUUAGAAUUCCAAAGUUAAUAUUUGUUUCUUUGUUACUUACUGUUUAUUUUAGACAAUGAAUAUUGUUGACUGUUGUAUGCUUUCUAUGGUUUAUCACAUGCACAAUCAUAUUUUUAACUUUGUACUUGUGUAGUUGCAUGUUACUUAAUAUAUAAAUGGUUUCUUUUAUUUAUUCUCAUUGAGUCCAGUUUUGCCGCAGCUUCACCAACUGCCCUGUUUUAUUUUUAUGUGUUUAUUAUUUUCAUUUAUAAUUUGUCUCUUCUCACAAUGUUUAUGGUAGGAUUUACAUAAAAAAUCCAGUUGACAAAUUUGUGAUAAAUUUGAUAUUAACGAUAAUGCAUAAGACAAGAGCGAAGGCUUGAUUGUUUAACAGAAACACCAAGGGAAAAUAUUCCAUACAGUUUAAGAUACAGACUUAUGUAUUUGAUUAACCCAAAAGCAAUUGUUAAACUGAAGUUCAUUCUCAUAUGUUGUUGGUAAUUCUGCUUAACCACCAAUUUAUCACAUUUGUAACACUGUUUUAUGAUGAUAAACUUGUAAUUGAUGCUAAAUUAUGAUUUUAGUUUGAAUGUUUAUGAGCUUGUAUGAAAUUCUACGUUCGAUAGAAUUUGUGAUAAUGUUAUUAAAUCCACUGAACAUGACCUUUUGGUCUUUAAAUGAAAUAUUUUUCAUAUUUUUAUUUUAUAUUGUUACCAUAGGCCAACAGCUGGUCUGUACUUAAAAAACCCAUCAAAAUGGGCCAUACAGAGGUUCCUAUUUCCUUAACUUGCUUGAAACAAGAUUGAAAAAUGUAUAAGCAUAAGUUUUUCCAAGACUCAUCUAAACAAUUGUUUUCUAAUUUGCACCACAAUUGUAGCUAUUUAGGCAACAAAAACUAGUUUGUUUGAUAUAAAUCUUCCAAAAAAUAGGGUAUGUGGACCAGAAAAAAGGUUGAACUUUUUUAUGAUAUUUGAAUUAAACACAUUUAACAAUGACCUUCAGAAAUCUUAAAAAAUCUCAAUUUAACAAUCUUUCUUAAACUAAUGUUAUUUAAUUUAAAGAACUAAUGCAAAUAUCAAUGAAUGGGGCAAUAAUGAUAGAGAAUUCAAUAGUAAAUUUAUUAAAUAUGAUCAAAUGAAGCAAAUUAGAAAGACAACUCUACAUGAAAUACAACAAAAAAAUGGAUGGAAGGCAAAAUGAUUGGUUAAUAUCAUUUGUAUGAAAAUAUAACUAAGAGAUGUUUGUUUUUAUCUUGGUAAAUCAUCUGUGAAUGUUUUUUUUUUUUAUGAUGGUGUUUUCAUGCUUUGGUGUAACAAAGUCGUAGUUUGAUUUUUUUAUUGCAUCUUAUAUUGUUACUAGAUGUUUCUCAUUCUUUUUCUCAUAUUGAAUUGUUAGAAUUAAUUGUAUUGGAAGCAUAAGACUUGGCCCUGAUAUUUUUACUUUUUCUGUAGCGAUAUUGACUUAGUAAGUCCCAAUUUUCAUAUGACAAAAACUGAACGUCACAACCCAAAUUCAAAAUAAUGUGAUUAUCUGACAUUGAUGUGUAUGUAAUUUGUCUGCACACAACUAGUACAUGUUUUAUUGCAAUAUAAAAAUAGUGAGCUAUGGCUAAUCCUUUGAUACCUGAUUAAGGAAUGAUAUAUUUAGCAGACCUUUCUACAUAUAUAUAUAUCAACUCAAUUGACAAAUUUCAAACAGAAAUCCUAAUUGUAUCAUAGUACUUUUUCCCCAGAAUGUAAGGAAAAAAAGCGUAUUUUGUAUCGUCUUUACACAUUAACAUAUACAAAACUGUUAUUUGAAUGGACUUGUUAAUGGUUAAAAAAAUGACCAUUUGAAAACAAUUGUCAUAGAUUCAAAAAAGAAUGUAUGCAAUUUAUCAAAACAAUCAUAUUACACCCCUCCUCGUUAAUUUGGAAAAUACCUGUUUUACUAACAUAGUAUUUAAAAAUGUGCUUUUAACAGAAGGAGCCUGCAUGGUCCAGUGGCAGUGCUGAGGUCAUGAGUUUGAGAACCGGUGAACUUAAAUUUUUGUAAUUUACAUUUUUUUCUUGCUAUUAUAAUGAUUUUAAACACCAGUUUUGUGAUAUAAACUUUAAAUUGCUUUUUCAAAUUUGCCAAUAUAUGAUACACAUAGCUGUAAACAAGUCGCUUAAAAAAAACUAGCUUAAUACUUUGUUGGGUUCACCAGUAUGCCUGUGUAGUUUUGUCCCUUUGUAAUGAAACCCCAGUUUUAUUCUGGUUUAAUACCGAUAUGUUGCAAAAUGUUUAAAACACAAGCAAUAUCUACUGAGCCUUAUUAUAUUAAAUACCAUUCAUAUUUGGAGUAGUAACCCAGAAUGUAUCUUAAUAUUUGCGAGUGCCGCAGUGUAUCGAUAAGGAUUUUAAACACCAGUUUUGUGAUAUAAACUUUAAAUUGCUUUUUCAAACUUACCAAUAUAUGAUACACAUAGCUGUAAACAAGUCGCUUAAAAAAAACUAGCUUAAUACUUUGUUGGGUUCACCAGUAUGCCUGUGUAGUUUUGUCCCUUUGUAAUGAAACCCCAGUUUUAUUCUGGUUUAAUACCGAUAUGUUGCAAAAUGUUUAAAACACAAGCAAUAUCUACUGAGCCUUAUUAUAUUAAAUACCAUUCAUAUUUGGAGUAGUAACCCAGAAUGUAUCUAAAUAUUUGCGAGUGCCGCAGUGUAUCUAUUUACAGUAAUAUAUGACUAAACAAGUCAAAGCCUCUUAUGACCUUUCAAACCUGAGAAACUUCUGUGUUACCUAGUAAUAUUUUGAAACAAAGAUUCUAUUAAAUACAAGACAAAAAUAAACAUAAAUUAUUUGGGCCAAAUGGCUUAUUAUACAUGACAUUUUAUGUUACAAAGAACUUUAACAUAUUCAUUCUAGGUUUAUAAUAAAUCAGUGACAAACCCAGAACUUUUUAGCUCACCUGAUUGCUGAGGUGAGCUUUUGUGACCGGUCUUUGUCCGUCUUCCGUCUGUCCGUCAGUCCGUCGUCCACAUUUGGUUUGUAAACACUCUAGAGGCCACAUUUCAUGUCCGAUCUACAUGAAACUUGGUCAGAAGAUUUGUCCCAAUGAUAUCUCGAUCAAGUUCGAAACUGGGUCAUGCUGGGUCAAAAACUAGGUCACUAGGUCAGAAAAAGAAAAACCUUGUAAACACUGUAGAAGUCACAUUUCAUGCCCAAUCUUCAUGUAACUUUGUCAAAAUGUUUGCCUUAAUGAUAUGUUGGUCGAGUUCAAAAGUGGUUCCGGUCCGUUGAAAAGCAUGGCUGCCAGUGGGUGGGGCAGUUUUCCUUAUUUGGCUAUAGAGAAACCUUGUAAACACUCUAGAAGUCACAAUUUUUGCCCAAUCAUCAUGAAAGUUGGUCAAAACAUUGGUUUUAUUGAUAUCUCGGACGAGUUCGAAAAUGGUCGAGAUCGGUAAAAAAACAUGGCAGCCAGUGAACGGGGCAUUUUUCUCUAUAUGUAUAUAGUGAAAACAUGUGAACACUCUAGAAGUCACAUUUUUGGCCCGAUUUACAUGAAAUUUGGUCAGAACAUUUGUUUCCUUGAUAUGAGAGUCUUAUGAAAGAGCUCGAAAAUGGUUCCGGUCAGUUGAAUAACAUGUCUGCCGGGGGGGGGGGGGGCAGUUUUCUAAUAUUUAUAUAGUAAAAAAAAGCUUGUGAACACUCUAGAAAUCAUAUUUUUUGCCCAAUCAUUAUGAAACUUGGUACAAAGAUUGGUUUUAUAUAUAUCACAUAAUUAAUGCCAUAAUUAUUGCCCUUAGAUUGUCCAAAUUUUCAUUAUAUUAUACAAAAUCCUUGUAAACACUAGAGGUCACAAUUUUGUUUCAGAUUUUAUGAAUCUUGGUCAUAAUAUUUAUUUUUGUAAGCAAAGUUUGAUGUUUGGUAAGGGGGGGUAAACUCAAAAUAUAGGUCACCAGGUCAAAUCUUACAACAACAAAAACACUCCAUAUGCAAGAGUUUUGGUUCAAUAAUGAUGAAACUUGACCAGGAUGUUUGUCUGGACAAUAUCUAGGUCAAGUUUGACGUUCGGUAAAGAUUGAAUGAACCGACUCAUCUCAGGUAAGCGAACUAGGGCCAUCUUGGCCCUCUUGUAUAUUUAUUACCUCAAACUCAACUGUGAUUCGAUAGCUGUAAAACCAUGAGGUUUAUCUGUCAUAUUCUUAUUUCUUCAUUUUCUUUACUUAAUUAAUGAAAAAUGGUGUAUUUUAUACUCUUUAUGUUUUAUUGUGUUGAUGUUUUUAAAAUAAAUUAUGUUCAUAA
Messenger RNA from Dreissena polymorpha, 10349 nucleotides. RefSeq names its product phospholipid-transporting ATPase ABCA3-like. Gene Ontology annotation, biological process: lipid transport; transmembrane transport. Gene Ontology annotation, molecular function: ATP hydrolysis activity; ABC-type transporter activity; ATP binding. Gene Ontology annotation, cellular component: intracellular membrane-bounded organelle; membrane. The coding region runs from base 669 to 5732 and encodes 1687 amino acids. NCBI's taxonomy places the organism in Eukaryota, Metazoa, Mollusca, Bivalvia, Myida, Dreissenidae. The record is from RefSeq and is a predicted model, not a curated record. The transcript is spliced from 26 exons.